UUCAUUAGCGCAGCCUUACGUAAGCAAAUCUGUACCUGAUAACACACAAAGUUUGACUAUAACAUCAGAGAUUAUUUCUGAUGUAAUCAUGGCUCAGACGCAGGACACAGACAGAGGAGAGAGAAUAGAGAUGAUGGUGGACAUCUAUGAGAGUUCAGAUUCUGUAAGAAAUCAUGAAGUCAUAAACACAGAGAGACUGCAAGCGUGUCAUCAUACAGGAAGUGUUUCAGUGAAGAACAGAAGACACAGAGCAGUUCAAGUGUGUUUGUGGUUGUUGUGUGUUCUUCUGUUGACUGCUGUAGUAGUGCUCUGUGUGUAUUUCACCACUGACAGAAACCGCUUACUAACACACAACUAUAACUUGACCAAAGAAAGAGCGAAAAUACUUACAGAAUACACUGAGAUACUAAAUCAGAAGAGAAACUUGACUGAAGAAAGAGAGGAAAUCAAAAACAAGAAUGAUGAACUCCAGGAAGAUUUAACAGUGACAAAGCAUCACAUCUCUAACUUAACCAAAGAAAAAGAACUGUUACUUACAAAACUACUGGAGAAAGAUCGAUGUAAGAUGAAAUCUAAGAGUGUGUCUGAAGAAAGAGAUCAGUUAAUGAACGAAAGAAAAAAACUGAACAGAUGGCUCACUGAACAAGAUCAGCGCUCUGAUAACUUUAAAUGGGUUUAUUACAACUUCAGUUUUUAUUACUUUUCAUCUGAGAAGAAGAGCUGGAGUAACAGCAGACAAGACUGUAAACAGAGAGGAGCAGAUCUGGUGAUUAUAAACAGCAAAGAGGAACAAGAGUUUUUGCAGAAAUCUACAGCUGGUUACUACUUUUGGAUUGGUCUGAGGAAAAAGAAAGAAGUGUGGAAUUGGAUUGAUGAAACCACAUCGUCAACAAGUACCUGCGGAUGUUACCUGUUGGGAUGUAUGCUUACCUGUGGAUGUUACCUGUGGAUGUAUGCUUUCCUGUGGAUGUAUGCUAACCUGUGGAUGUAUGCUACAGUACCUGCGGAUGUUACCUGUUGUUCAGUUUUUGUGUGGCAUCGUCAAUCUGCCCAAAACACAAAAGAUGCAGAUGGGAAUCAAUAGAACACCAUUUGGAGAAUUGGAGACUGUUUCUAGGAUUGUGACAAUACAUCAAUGUCACAGUUUGGUUCGUGGAUUUGGAACCACAGUUUGCUUCUAUUCUGUUUGAUGUGGGGCAGGGUUCAUGGCAUGACAGCAAUGCUAAAGAGCACUAGAAACACAGGGAGUGCUCUUCUACUUUUAUGAAUGAGCUGACAUUUAUUUCAUGGGGACCAGUCCUUUACAAGAUCUAGAACGGAUUUGACAUGGGGAUGAGAUCUCACGUGUAGUUGGUCAUAAUCUUUUGAGAACUUUGGUCUUUGCCAUUUGACUAAAAGCUUGCUAGAUGUUGUGGGAAACACAUCAUGAACAUACUGACCUGCAUACAAGCGCGAAUUCUAGAAGAUUUAUCAAACCAGGUUUUUAAAAAAGGCAACAUAGUCAUAGAGUCAACAUAUAAACUUGCCAGAUACGUGUAAACAACAUGCAAGAGGAAUCUGUGGAAAUACAAAAGAGAGGUGGAAUUCAAUACCAGCCUGGGUGUCCCUGGUAGAUGGCACCUUUCCUCCGGGAUCCUGAUGUACUCUGCUUUCCUGGCACGCCACUCCACCUAGUAUUCCCUCUUUUCUGACUUGACUGUCUGAGAGCAAAUGGUGGGAGCUGAUGAUGAUGAACAGUGAUCUCGGGUAUUGGUUUCUUGUUGGGGUUGAUGACCCCAACAGGAACCCAUAUUCCGCAUUCUCCACACCACAUGACUUGCAAUUCUCAAUGAAUGCCCAGACAUCUUUGCAUCCAGUAUCUUAGGCAACCAGGUGACUUCCAGGAUCCAGUUUUCAGCCUUCCAUGAUGCCUCUCCUCAGAGCAUUAUUGGAAGUGCUGUAUCCUGUCGGGACCCGAGGCUAGCACUGUUCGUUUGUAUGUGUGCACGUAUGUAUGCUGAGCAGGCUGGGGUUGUCUUGGCAACCGCACACGCUCACUGUCUGCGUGUAUAUGUGAUUCACAUGUCGCCACUCAUCAGACCUCGUUAACCUCUGUGUUCUCACCUGGUGGUCAUUAAUUCUACCCUAUUUAUUCUCUGUCACUUCCCUUGUACGAUCGUUGCCUCCAGUAAUGCCGUAUUCUGAGUUGUAGUUAUUUACAACCCCUUGUCUUGACGUGUCCCGGAUUAUAUUGUGUUCUCUUGUCGUGUCGUGUGGAUGUACCUCUGAUGGAUUACACUUCCUUGUGGAUUACUGUCUUGUUUUGUUCGUGUCACCCAUAACCCCCGAGGACUGCUUCCACCACAGCACCACCGGUAGUCGACCUCAUCUCUGCUGCUGGCCACGGACUGCCUGUUCCACCAUAAAGGUGGUUGCUGCUCGCUCUGCUCUCGGCUGUCUGCUGUCUCCCGACCUCAUCUCUGCUGCCGGCUUCUCCGGUUGGCCUUGUAGUCAGCUGGAUGGUCGGACUCUCUUCACUGUCUCCCUGUUGAACUUUCUUAGUGCACUUUUGUGUGUCUUUUGCCAAUAAAGCCUUGUUACUCCACUAUUCAAUCCAAGUGAGUUUUAUCCUGAUAGUAUCCAGUGCUGUGCAGAGACCUUUGAAGGGGCAGGUGUUUAAGACUUUAUGACCACGUUUCAACAUUCGGGAUUGCGUUCUGCCCAUUCACACUUGCGCUCGCAUUCCAACCGGCCUCGAAUGCCCUCUCGGGGAUCCCCUCCAUCCAUUUAUGAAAAGGGCACUUUGGGCAAAGGGGUAAGUUCUCGAGCACCCUUUGAACACCCCACAAAAUUAUACAUACCCUAGGUCAGUGGUUCUCAACCUUUUUUGAGUACUGGACCCCAUCAUAUCUCAAACCAUCCUCAUGGACCCCCAACCCCCGCGCUCACACCCCAUCUCAUUUUCUUUCCCCUCACAACAACAUAUUUCCACUUAAUUGGGGGAACAAAAUUUGUAAAGUCAACAAUUUUAUGUUUGUUAAUUCAAUAAAUGUAAGCCUAACUUAAAAUUACACGUGACCUUUCAAUGGUUUUCAGUUGCAUUAAAAUUACACAAUAAUCACAAUUAUGUUGCCAAAACAUUCUAUUUCAGUAUCUCCAACAGUAUAAAUGGGCUUUACUGCAGUUUAUUCUUUUGACAUUCAUUUGUCAACAAGGGCUUACACCAACCAUAACAGUAAUUGAUCAGUAAAGUAAGCAAGCAUUAUAUAAAGUAUAUAUAUAAUUU
Messenger RNA from Triplophysa rosa, 3265 nucleotides. RefSeq names its product CD209 antigen-like protein E. NCBI's taxonomy places the organism in Eukaryota, Metazoa, Chordata, Actinopteri, Cypriniformes, Nemacheilidae. The record is from RefSeq and is a predicted model, not a curated record. The transcript has 7 exons. The coding region runs from base 89 to 1084 and encodes 331 amino acids.